AGCAUAGCCAACACAAGACAGGGCUCCACAACAUUUUUAUUCCAGAGAUACCUAAUACCAGGCCAUUUUCAUGACCCUGGCCUGACCAACACCCUGCAGACCAACACCGCUGACUUGCUGCUUCCCCAGGUGGACCAACACACCAUGGAAAACUAUACUGUGGAUUUCCCUGACAUGACUGUGACAACAGAAUUUGACUACGGCGAUUCAGCACCAUGCAUGGGAACUGAGGAAAAGCACUUUGCAGCUAAUCUUCUGCCACCGCUUUAUUCUUUGGUGGUAAUAUUUGGCCUCACAGGCAACAUGCUCGUUGUCCUUAUCCUGAUAAAAUACAAGAGAUUGAAGAGUAUGACUGACAUCUACCUGCUCAAUCUGGCAAUUUCUGAUCUGCUGUUUAUAUUUUCUCUUCCUUUUUGGGCCUACUAUGCUGUUCAUGACUGGAUUUUUGGGGAAGCGUUGUGCAGAAUUCUCUCAGGUGUCUAUCUCCUUGGCUUCUACAGCGGCAUCUUUUUCAUAAUCCUGUUGACCAUAGACAGGUAUCUGGCCAUAGUGCAUGCAGUGUUUGCUUUAAAAGCGAGGACAGUUACCUACGGCAUCCUCACCAGCAUUGUCACUUGGGCUGUUGCUAUGUUUGCCUCUGUUCCUGGGAUAGUGUUUCACAAAACUCAGAAGGAAAAUUCAAGGUAUACGUGCAGUGCUCAUUACCCAUCAGAUCAGAGAAAUGUAUGGAAGCAAUUCCUGACCUUAAAAAUGAACAUCCUGGGACUUGUUAUUCCAAUGUUAAUCAUGAUCUGCAGCUACACACAAAUUAUAAAGACAUUACUGCAAUGCAGGAAUGAGAAGAAACAUAAAGCAGUCAGGCUUAUUUUUAUCAUCAUGAUUGUCUACUUUUUCUUCUGGGCACCAUAUAACAUCUGUAUUCUCUUGCGUGAUUUUCAAGGUUCAUUUUCCAUCACUAGUUGUGAAGGCAGUGGGCAACUGCACAAAGCAACCCAAGUGACAGAAACCAUUUCGAUGAUCCACUGUUGUAUCAACCCUGUGAUUUAUGCCUUUGCUGGGGAAAAAUUUAGAAAAUAUCUUUAUAGCUUUUUCAGAAAGCAAAUUGCAUCCCACUUUUCUAAGUACUGUCCAGUUUUCUAUGUUGAUCCAGCUGAACGGGCUAGCUCCACCUACACGCAAUCUACUGGAGAACAAGAAGUUUCUGCUGCAUUGUAAUUUGUGCCUAGCAAAAAAAGUGGAAUUGACUUUUGUGAAAUCAAUUCUUGUGAUAAAAGCCUGGAGAAUCUGUUCUAGAUAUUAGCUCCAAAGCAGCUGCAAAAGAUCAUGGCACAUAUAUCUAUCAAAGCUUGUAUUUGCUCAUACUAACGGAUAUUUGUACAUAAAUAAAAAGGAUGUAUCAAAUUAGCUAUCUAGAUAUGGUAAUGUAGGAUUCUGUAGCAAAAAAAAGAACAAAAAAAGUUGUUGUUGUUGUUGUUUUUGGUGAAUGUAGUAGUAUAGUUUUUUACUACAGACACCAAAAACAUAUAAAGCUAAGGGUUUAAGCUAGCAGGCUCAUAAACUGAUACUUGAAAUGAACUGGUGGUUAGAAAUUGAUAUUGGUUCUUUGGAAACAUUUCUUCACUGUACUUUACAAAAGUCAUUUCACUCAUUUAAACUCAGUCUCAAUCCCACCUGGUUGUGUAUCUCUCUAGAUAAUGCUAAAUUAAUUACUGAGGUCUGUGAUGAAGAAUCUUUACAAGCGAUAUGGGAAAAUAUUAUACAUUUAGAAAAGACUCCAGUAUUUUAGUGUAUAUUUCCUUUGUGUAUGGUUGUGUACUAACCCUUUGGGUUUUCCUCAUAUUAUUCUUAUAAUAGUCUUUACUAUUAAGUGUCACAAAUAAGUGUCACUAAGUUAAUUAAGACACUGAUAUUUCAGAAUGCUCUUUCAAUCAACUGCUGUUUUAUAUGCUACUUGUAUUAAAAUGAGUACAAUAGCCUGUCAUUGAUCAGCAAAUCAAUAUGUUUACAAUAUUUCAGAAAUACAGUAUUACACAUGGAGCUUUAAUUAGGUUAGAUCAAGUGCAGACAAUUACUCAAUAGCACUUUUUAGCUUCUUAGUGCAGUUAUUUUGUUCACCAUUUUUCUGGUCUACAUUAAGAAAAAAACUUUAAAAAGCAGCAUUAAUGCAGGUGUAAAGGCUGCAAAAACACAACAGCAUUAGAGGUGUGAAAAUGUUUUUUGAACAAGGUUGACCCAGAUGUUUUUAAAGAUAAGCAUAUGCUAUAGACAUUUAAGGUGUCAAAACACACACACAAAAAAGUAAAAGGAUUCACCAAUCUACAGAGCCAAGGACAUAUAGCAUCUCUUUAGUUUUAGAAACAGGUAUCAUUUAGGGGUUAUGAUGAUUUUUUUCUGUUAUUUGGGAGUUUUACAGAAAUCAACAGCUUCCAUAAUGCAAACAAAAUUAGUAAUACUGGUGGCCAAAUAUGAUUGGGUUUCCCCUUAGAGUUCAGAAAUGGCAAAGCCCUCGAACACAUAGAAAAUGUGCUAUUGAUUUAAUUAAUAAAUAAUUUAAUUAAUAAAAGACCAACUUGGUCUUUCUAGCAUUUCUUACAUUUCCCCUAAUGGAUUUGUUUUUGGACAACUCUGGAGGCAGGAAAAUCAGAGCAAAUAUUUUUAUUGCUGUUCUUAUCUAGUAGGGUAGUCUCUGUUUUCCAGCUCCUCUAGAUAGCCUUUUAAAUAUUUGCAAAUAAAUGUUUCAAAGAUUCACAAAGAAAUUUUACAUUGCCAAGUGCAUGUGAAAGCAGGAAGUGAAAUAGGGAAAUCUUUGCUUAUCAGACCACUUGAUUUAAGUUACUCUGUUUUGCCAUAUUAAGCACCACUUUUGGACAACAUCCACAAGGGAAAUAAAACAGAACCAUACUA
Oxyura jamaicensis (ruddy duck) is the source of this 2904-nucleotide messenger RNA. Its product is annotated as C-C chemokine receptor type 5-like. Gene Ontology annotation, molecular function: C-C chemokine receptor activity. NCBI's taxonomy places the organism in Eukaryota, Metazoa, Chordata, Aves, Anseriformes, Anatidae. The coding region runs from base 145 to 1215 and encodes 356 amino acids. Gene Ontology annotation, biological process: chemotaxis; G protein-coupled receptor signaling pathway; immune response. The record is from RefSeq and is a predicted model, not a curated record. The transcript has 2 exons. Gene Ontology annotation, cellular component: cytoplasm; membrane.